Drosophila novamexicana is the source of this 3294-nucleotide messenger RNA. RefSeq lists its product as uncharacterized. Gene Ontology annotation, cellular component: cilium; microtubule. The transcript is spliced from 3 exons. Gene Ontology annotation, biological process: cilium assembly. NCBI's taxonomy places the organism in Eukaryota, Metazoa, Arthropoda, Insecta, Diptera, Drosophilidae. Gene Ontology annotation, molecular function: microtubule binding. The record is from RefSeq and is a predicted model, not a curated record. The coding region runs from base 1 to 3294 and encodes 1097 amino acids.
AUGAUUACGGGGCCGGAAGCUAGACAAACGCAUAGGUUGUUGGACCUAAAGAAACAACAAUGGGCUAAGGAGCGAGAGGAAAUCGCGCGCAUGGAUGAGAUGUAUCAUCAUCAUCACCAGCAUACUUCAUCCACGUCGCACCACAAAAUCGAACGCACCUCCAUACGCACCUACUACUCGAAUCUUGAUCUCAGUCAGAGCUCAUCGAAUCAAACCUCCAGUCAUGCCCGCCAAGCGGCCGGACAGCCCAUGCAGCAGCUGAUUGUGCGUCCACCCGUCGCCGCGAACUAUCGACAAAUGCAACGGCAGCACAGUCAGGAUUAUAUGAAUCAGGUGGAGCGUUAUAUCGAUGAUCUGGAUGUCGAUGCCGAUGCCGAAUUCGAGGAUGAUGAAAUGCUGUACAAGCGCAAUCGUCGUGGCAGCUAUGCGCCUGGCAUGUCCGAGCGGCAGUUGCAGCAGCUGCAGGCGCCAACCGGGCGCUACCCGGAGUUGGUGACCACAUCGCUGCAAACGGCCAAGGGACGCAUGCAACAUCCACAGCAGCAACCGCAACGGCUUAGGAGUCCUAGUUUACCUACCAUCAGACAGCGGGAGUAUGUAAGGAGACACCAGGAACAGCAGCAGCAGCAGCAAAAGGGGGCCAAACAACUUGGCCAAGUCAAUGGCAACGUGAAGGGAACAAACACUGAUCCCAGUAACGGCAACAUGCCACAUCGAUUUAACAAUCCAAAUGCGAGUCAAGCGCCAGCCGGUUGCCAGGAAGAGGACACUUCCGGCUAUCUGAGUGAUACGCCCAAGAACACACACUCGCCCGAUAUUUGGUAUAACGACGCCGCCAGCCAAAAUGGGAGCAUUAGUGGCAUGGGCAGCGCCAGCCAGGCCGAGGGGAGCGUUGUUAGCGCUGCAGCUGGGAACGUUAGGCGUUUGAGGCGAUCGAUACAGGGUGCACCUAUACCCAUGCCCAUGCCCCUGCCCAUGCCUAUACCCACGCCCACGCUCACGCCCACAGUCGUCCCACAAGCGUCCAAGCCGUAUGCCAUUAAGGGACGAUGUGUGCCAGCGCAGCGACCUAGCUAUGAGCCACAAGCAGCCGAUGGCUACUUGGCAGACGGCUGUUGUUAUGUGGUUGCGCCUUCUAGUUCCUCAAACAUGAGCCUCAGUCGCGAUGUAUCCACAUCGAAUACAUAUCAGGUGCACAUCAGCAACACCUCCGAGCAGGGCGAUUAUUACGUGCACGAACAGCACGAGCGGGAUCGGGAACGCGCCCGCUGGGCCAACUACAAUGUGCAGCAGCAGCUGGCGGUGCCAGAACCGGGCUGGCUAAAUCGCGGCGUUCACGAUCUCAAGGAUAGCGAGGACGAUGUGCAAUCCGUGCAAUCCUCGUCCACCUAUUUGCGUGGUCAGAAUGCUCCACUCGACGCGCACACGUUGGCCGAGCGCAUGGAUAAGAGGCGCAAGGCAGCCGAGUAUCACAAUGCGAUCAAAAAGCAGCUGCAUGAACGGGAGCUCAUCCGCAAAUGGGAGCUGGAGCGUCAUCGACAGGAAGAACAGCUGGAGGAGGAGCGCAUGCGGAGGCAGAAGCAAUUGGAACAGGAGCGUUUGGAGUUCGAGCGUCGUCAGGUGCAGGAGCGCGAGGAGGCACAGAAAAAGAAGCAGCAGGCUAUGCUGGAUGCCAUCGCCCAGGCGGAAAUGGCGGCCAAAAUGGAAAAACAAAAAAAACGCAAGAAUCGUAUGCCCUCGAAGGAGCACAGGCAAAGUCAGGACCAGCCCGACAAGCCGGAGUUGUUAAAAGUGCUCUCCGUGGAGGAGGACGAUGAGGGGUUGGAUCAGCAUGUAGAGACUACAGCGGAUGCAGACAACAGCAGCCAUACGCCACGUGCAGCGCCGCCACCAGCAGCAGCUGCAACAGCGGUACCAGUUUCGGUCACGGAGGAGAAGGUGCUCAUCGGCACGCCCAUCAAUCUACGGCGCACUAUUACUAAACCCAUCAAGCAGCCAACUGCGGAGGCAACCACUGAACCCGCACCGACAUCCAAUGGAAAGUCCAAGCCGCAGGCUACAUUCGUCAGCGAGGAUAAGGAGAACUUGGCGCUGCUCAUGCAGCCGGCUACAUUAAUUCCACUGCCUGUAACCAGCGAUAUAUUUGGACUACAAAAUGCCAUAGGGAAUCUGCAGAUCGCCACAUACUUUAUGCAGCAGCCGCAGAUGAAGCCACCCGCCAGCAUGGAGCAGAGCUACUCCAAGGCAACUAUGACACAGCGCACGGAUACGUCCAUUUGCACGGAGGAUGGCUAUCAGGCGGAGAAGGAGGAGGAUGAGGAGCUGUUGCAUACAGCGCGUUCCGGUCGCACAGCACUGGAAACGGCGAGCGGUUGCUUCUCGCCAGAUUCACUGGAGGUGGACAUGGCGCACGCGCCAGCCGAGCAGGAUAAGCUGGCGCUCAUCCCCGUUAAGACGCCACUGCCAGCUGGCGAAUCGGCUAGCAGACAACGCACUGAUGGAUCGCUGCAGGCCGAUGUCGAGACACAGACGGAACUGCCGCUAAACUGUGAUCUGUGCCUUUUCCAUGACAACUUUUACAAGGUGCUUUUGAAGCGUGAAGUGUCCACCACAACCACAACGCAGACGUCGAAGACGCAAACACAGCCGGCCAAGGAAUCCGCAGCGGAGAAGGAUCACGAGACGACGACAACAACCACAACAACGACAACAACCACAUUCAAGGCGAAGAGCAAAGAGAAGGACAAGGACAAGACCAGAAAGACUCACGGCAAGGACAAGGACGCCAACAAAAUGGAUGAUCGACCCAAAUGGGGCGUCAACAGGCCCAUGGUGCAGUACGUCAAGGCCAGCGACCGAGAUCCCUUCUGUCUGCGCAAGAAGAAAAAUCAUGUAGCCAUAGCAAAGCCACCGCCGCGCUCCCAAUCAAUGGACUCGCGUCUGGACACCGUCGUCGUAGUGCCCGAGGAUCAGUUAAGCCAAGGCGAUGGUGAAGCCAUGCAGCACGAAGAGGAAGGCUUUUUGCUCAAGGCGCGCAACGUUUGCACCGAGAUUUUGCCGAUCAAAACAGAUGAAAAGGGUCGCAUUUUCCUGAACUUUCGGGAGGCGAGCGCCAUAAUGAAUGAGGAUGAAAUCAAGGAUAAGUUGAGGCAAAAAUACUUUAAUUUCGGUCGAAUUUUGCCCAGACGCAGCUGGGCCUCGGCCACGCAGCACGGUCUCCCUUUCAGUGUGACCGCAGCAACAGCUACAGCACCGCCGGCCACACUUACAGUCGGUGACUUGGCUGACGAUUAA